Messenger RNA from Trypanosoma theileri, 630 nucleotides. RefSeq names its product beta-fructofuranosidase-like protein. The transcript has a single exon. The annotation marks the transcript as partial. The record is from RefSeq and is a predicted model, not a curated record. Lineage: Eukaryota; Euglenozoa; Kinetoplastea; Trypanosomatida; Trypanosomatidae.
AUGCGCGUUAUAUCGUCUACAUGGUGCGUGCUGCUGCUGCUGCUGCUAGCGAUUGCGGUAACCGCGUCGCAUGAGCCGCGCUUCCACGUGCGUCCCCCCACCAAUUGGGUCAGCGGCCCCAGCGGGCUUUACUUUGACCCCUUUACACUAAAGACACACCUGUACAUGCAGUACAACCCGUACGACUCGGUGCAGGGUAAUACAAGUUGGUACCACUUCACCUCCUAUGACUCUGUGAAGUGGCAGGAUCAAGGCAUUGCACUGAAGAAUGAUAAUGAAUACGAUCGCAGAGGUGCGUACAGUGGAACCAUCACGGAUGGCGAUUAUGGGUCACCUGUUGUAAUGUAUACGUGUGUUGCAGAUGGUGACGUGCAGCGACAAUGCAUUGCUUUACCAAACAAGAAGGAUGCUCAAUCUGGUCGCAAGCGUUCGCUCAACUCGUUUGUUAAGCUUCCUACAAAUCCUGUAUUGACAGAGAAGGAUGUGCCUGGUCUUGUUGGGCUGAACAACUUUCGUGACCCCACAGGUUGGUGGGGUAACCCUGAUAACACAUCAGAGUGGCUGGUGGCUUUCGCAGCCAGUGUUAAAAAUUCAGCUGGUGUACCUGAAGCGCAGGUUGUUGUUUUCGCU